GCUCCGGGGCUGCAAGAUGCCGCGCUCCUUCCUGGUGAAGAAGCACUUCUCGGCCAGCAAGAAGCCCAACUACAGCGAGCUGGAGAGCCAGACCGUGAUCGUGUCGCCGCUGCUGUACGAGAAGUGCCCGCUGCCCGUGAUCCCGCCGCCCGAGGUGCUCAGCGCCGGCGCCUACUACCCGCCGCUGGUGUGGGACGCGGGGCUGCUCUCCAGCCUCUUCCCGGCGGGCGCGGGCGCGGAGGCGGCGGGCGCCGCGGCGCCGGCCCUGGACCUCACGGCGCUCUCCAGCGAGGACGACGAGGGCAAGAGCUCGGGGCCGCCCAGCCCGGCCUCGGCGCCCGCCGCCGCCGAGCGCUUCCGCUGCGCCCAGUGCGCCAAGGCCUACUCCACCUUCGCCGGGCUCUCCAAGCACAAGCAGCUGCACUGCGACGCCCAGGCCAGGAAGUCCUUCAGCUGCAAGUACUGCGAGAAGGAGUACGUGAGCCUGGGGGCUCUCAAGAUGCACAUCCGGAGCCACACGCUGCCCUGCGUCUGCAAGAUGUGCGGCAAGGCCUUCUCGCGGCCCUGGCUGCUGCAGGGCCACAUCCGCACGCACACGGGGGAAAAGCCCUUUUCCUGUACGCACUGCAACCGGGCCUUUGCCGACCGCUCUAAUCUCCGCGCCCACCUGCAGACCCAUUCAGAUGUAAAGAAGUAUCAAUGCAAAACCUGCUCCCGGACUUUCUCCCGUAUGUCCCUUCUUCACAAACACGAAGAAACAGGCUGCUCUGGAACACGCUGAGGACUCGGGACCCCGCGGACUCUUAACAUGCAAAUACGUAUAUUGUAACUAGUUUCUGUAGGAGUUAGUUUCCUUGGUGUUGCCAUUACAGUGUGUAUCCGACCUGCGUACACAGCUACUUCGGGCCUUAAGAGACUUCUUCGCACUCCCCGUUUCGCGCCUCUUGUGCAAUUUUUAAGGCCUGAUCCUUCUCCCAGCCGGGUCGGUAGCGAUGACCUCCGUGGGUGCGGGGCUGCACUCUCCCGUCGUGUUUGGGCGCAGGUGGCAGAACAAGCGCACGAGAGCCGGACACCACGGGUGCAGGCUUGAGCCUGCUGGCGCUGCCGAAGAGUUUUGCCGUAGACCUGCACCAGGUGCCUACUGGUUGCUGAAGGCACUCAGCACCUUGCAGGGUGGGACCUGCACCCUGACCACACUGCUGGUAUAAAAAACAUUGCGAUCAUGUAGCUUUGGGGUUUGCUUUAUUCUUUUUUACCAUAACCACUUGGUAACUUUUUAAGAACCAAUAUUUUAAAGAACCAAUAUUUUUUAAUGAAGGACAAAAAGUGUUAAGCUGAACCCCUUUCCCUUCCCUGACUGUAUAUAUGCCGCCUAUAGAAGGUGUAACUAUGCAAUAAUACAGUGUCACAUUAGUUGUGAAGCAGCUGCUUCUCCCCAGCACAAUGACAAUUUGCAAUGCCUCCGAGAUUAACAGUGUCCAUAAAAGGCAUUGGUAGCCAUUUCAAACAAGAAUCCUGUUUACAGAGCAGCUAUGCACUCAAGCACCUGUUAAUAUGACUCUUAACAACUGCUUUUCAGGAGAACUGUGACUAAUAGCAGGCACUUGUCAGCUGAUACAAUGGUGGCCUGUCCGAGGGCGCCGUGGACAGGUGGGUGCCAAGCGCGCUCUUUGCGGGUAUUGACAGGUGCCUCCUGAAUGCAUCUUUCUUUGGAUAUUGUUUUCCCAGCAUCAUAACAAAGAGGAUGUUUACAUUUCAAAGGUACACUGGUAUUUAUAUUUUUUUUGUGCCACAAUUUUGUACUGAUGAAACUUUUAUAUAAUUAUAUACAGUUUAUUGAUAU
Molecule: messenger RNA, 1843 nt
Organism: Rhea pennata
Lineage: Eukaryota; Metazoa; Chordata; Aves; Rheiformes; Rheidae
Gene: SNAI1
Product: snail family transcriptional repressor 1
Exons: 3
Coding region: 17-781 (254 amino acids)
Biological process (GO): regulation of DNA-templated transcription
Molecular function (GO): DNA-binding transcription factor activity, RNA polymerase II-specific; RNA polymerase II cis-regulatory region sequence-specific DNA binding
Source: RefSeq, a predicted model, not a curated record